AUGGUCAAAGUUUCGUUUGAUUUUGCCGAUCGGAAAUCAGGAAAUGAUCAAAAUUCUUUGGAUGUGGAUUUCUACACAAUUGAAGGAACUUUCAAACAAGUUGUGAUUGAAGAUCCAAAUGAGUUUCCAAGUGAGUGAAUUUUGGGGUUUUCGGGGAAUACCUUCCGAUAUUAGAUAUUGCUAAAAAGUGUUUCCAUGGACUCUGAUUAUGAGGAAAAACCUUUUGGAAACAGGCCGUGAGACGAAAAAUAGCAAACAUGCUCCACCGGACAAACUCUUUUUUAACAUAUUUAAAAAAACAGGAUGAAUUUUGAAUGAUGAAUAUUGAUCUUUUUCACUAUGAAGAAUGAUCUGUAGACCAAAUCCCUCAAUGAAAGGUUACAAACUUGAUCGGAGGAUGUUUUUUUUUCGGUAUAACACGUUUGCAAUUUCUAGUCUUCUAAGCUUUUUCCUAGUAUCUCUAAUUUUCACAAGUUUUUUUCUUAGAAUCAGAGUGUAAAAAUAACAUGAACAUUUUCAGUUCUGUUCACCACCCAAGAAAUAGACAAUCAUAUCUAUCAAAUCUGCUGUUUCCUUCUCACAGUUUGGACCGUUCUUGUUGUGAUUGAAGUUUGUUCUAUUUUGACCUAA
This is a messenger RNA of Caenorhabditis angaria, 630 nucleotides long. NCBI's taxonomy places the organism in Eukaryota, Metazoa, Nematoda, Chromadorea, Rhabditida, Rhabditidae. The record is from the annotation of a GenBank genome assembly.